AUGCGAACAAAUAACAGCUUAUGGUGGUUCAAGCCGACGAAGUGUGCCAAAGCCGAUAUUGAUGCAGAUCUCUUCAAUCGUAAACGUCCAAUGGAGAUUGUUAGCUGUUCAAAUGAUUCAAUGUUCAUGGCCAAACUCGGGUGUGCGCGCCGACUCCGCCGACUCUUCCAUUGUCGCAUGUUCGAGGAAGAGUUCUUCUCCGGUGUCACAGACGGCUUUGAAUGGUUGGUGUGGUCUCGUCUGGGCCGGUCCGAUGACGUCGUCCCUUAUUCUUCUUGCUUGCAUGAUCGAGUCUUCUAUCAAGGUGCAAGUGUACGUGCAUUAUAG
Angiostrongylus costaricensis is the source of this 327-nucleotide messenger RNA. The record is from the annotation of a GenBank genome assembly. NCBI's taxonomy places the organism in Eukaryota, Metazoa, Nematoda, Chromadorea, Rhabditida, Metastrongylidae.